This is a messenger RNA of Acinonyx jubatus (cheetah), 4139 nucleotides long. It is a transcript of the gene ZNF25, whose product is annotated as zinc finger protein 25. Bases 1661 to 3016 code for a protein of 451 amino acids. Gene Ontology annotation, molecular function: DNA-binding transcription factor activity, RNA polymerase II-specific; RNA polymerase II cis-regulatory region sequence-specific DNA binding. The transcript has 6 exons. NCBI's taxonomy places the organism in Eukaryota, Metazoa, Chordata, Mammalia, Carnivora, Felidae. The record is from RefSeq and is a predicted model, not a curated record. Gene Ontology annotation, biological process: regulation of transcription by RNA polymerase II.
CGGCGCCGCGGCGGUGUCAGCCCGGGGGACCUGCGCGCGUCCGGUGCCCGCCACUUAACUGGGCAGGAUGACCUGGGUACGACUCGGACAUUCAUCUGUAAAAUAACCACACUAACUACUGGGGUUGUUUGCUGUAUUAAAUAGGGCCGUAUAUAUAAAGUUUGAUAAGGACUCAAUAAAGGUGAGCUGCUUUUAUUAUUACCGAGGUAUGCUGUUCUUUUCAUUCUUGGCUCAUUUAAUCAUAAUCAUCAUGACCAUCCUUUGAAUCGGCAUUAACCACCUCCAUUUUAAUAAACAGGAGUACGAAAGGUCGGAAAUUGAUUGGUUUACUCAGCGUUAACGGUGACGGGGGUGGGUAAAUUAGUUUUAUUUACUCUUUGGUUCAUGCGGUUUCCUACAGCCUUGGGCUGUAUUUAGUACAAUAAUUGUCCCUCAGCAUAACUGUGGAGUGUAAUGGACCUAACCUAGUGUUCAAUUAACAAAAAUUCUUGAGGUUUCCUCAGAACCCUUGUGUCAAAAGGAUAAUUGAGGCCCUUCCCUCAUUCUCCAACCUAUUUGUAUUCUCAGAGGACUGUUACACAUGUAAAUUGAGCCCUGAAUCUUACAUAUUAUUGGAGAAGCUGGGAAUCCUCUCCAAGCCGGAGACUACUUUCUAGAGGGGGGAUGGGACACACUUUGUUAAAAAGACAAAAACUGGAAUUUCAUCCUUGCUCCGUGUUAUUAAGGUGCUAUCAUAAUGCCUCUGGCUGGUGUAUCUGGGCUUAUUAUUAGGCAUUUUGUAAGCAUCAGGCCAUCGGGAAGAGCUUUCUGCUAUCUCAGCAUUAUGGCAUCUAGUUACCUUUUGCUUACCUACAUCAAGCGCCUGUUCUGGGAUUUAUGGUGUCAAAUUGUUAUUUUAGAAGUUAGAUUUGUGUCCCUGUCAUAAUUCUUCGAGGCCUAAUUAAAUUUUACCCUUGGCCCAGCCCAGGCUUGGAGGGGACAGUGAAUUCCAGGGUACUGUCGGGAUUUGUGGCACUGAGUGAAAAUUUACAGAAUCAAAAUGGUACGUGAAAGUUUCAAAAUUAGAUCUAAUCCCUCCUCACAUUAAAUAUAAUACCACUGAAACGAAGUCACUAGGUUUGUUAAUGCCAGAGACUAGCACGGAACCAAAGUCUCCAGGUCCACUGCACCAUGCUUAAGUCAAAACUGGUGUCUUAGAGAAGUGAUUUUUGAGAAACUGCAAUUUAGGGAGAAGAGACAUGUUAAUUUUUGAGAGCUCUGAAGACUUUCUAACUUCGUGGGGUCUAUAAUAUUAAUAGGAACAAUUGUUAUGUAACAAACACUUCUUUAUCAGUGCUUUUCAACAUCAUUUGUAAUGCCAACAUAGGGAUCCACACUUUGGAUAUGUGUUAUACAUUUUGCCUAACUUGCUCUUAUUGGAUGUUUAAGUUUUCAAUUCUUUUGUAUUAUUUAGUAAAUGGGUACAUAAUUUGCAAAACAGCUAGUAGGAAAGAAAUGUUUAGAUUCACUCAAAAAUUUCCCAGAUUCAUCGAGGUUGUAUCAGAGUCACCAAUGGACAGGUGAUUCCUGAGCGGCAAGAUAAGGUCUCUUAAGACUUCUGUCUUCCACCUUUCCCUGUUCUGGCUUCAUAGUUUCUAUCCUUUCCCAAGAGCAGCAGAAAAUGAACAAGUAUCAGGGACCUGUAACAUUCAAGGAUGUUAUUGUGGAAUUCACCCGGGAGGAGUGGCAGUUACUGGACGCUGCUCAGAGGACCCUGUACAAGGAAGUGAUGCGGGAGAACUACGGUCACCUAGUCUCAGUGGGUUACUGUGUGAAUAAGCCAAAUGCAGUCUUCAAGCUGAAGCAAGGAAAAGAACCGUGGACACUGGAGGUGGAAUUUCCACGUCGGAACUACCCAGAAGACCUUUGGAAGAUUCAUGACUUAGGAGCAAGAUCCCAGGGAAGCCAAGCUGAAAAUUCAAGGAAUGGAGAACUCACAAAACACCAGCAAACUCCUGCCAGAGAGAAAAUCUAUAAAUGUAGUGAAUGUGGAAAGUCCUUCUGCCAGAAGUCUAUCCUCCUAAUACAUCAGCACACUCACUCAAAGGACAAACCCAGGGAAUGUGGGACAUCGGUCCCUAGGAAUGGAGACCUCACAAGACAACAGAAAGGUCAAGCCAGAGAGAAAACCUAUGAAUGUAAAGAAUGUACGAAAACCUUCUACCACCUGUCCUCUCUUAGUAGACACUUGAGAACUCAUGCAGGGGAGAAACCCUACGAAUGCAAUCAGUGUGAGAAAUCCUUCUACCAGAAGCCACACCUUGUGGAACAUCAGAAAACACACACAGGAGAGAAACCCUAUGAGUGUAACGAGUGUGGGAAGUUCUUCUAUGUUAAGGCAUACCUCAUGGUACAUCAGAAAACACACACGGGGGAGAAGCCGUAUGAAUGUAAGGAAUGUAGGAAAUCCUUUUCCCAGAAAUCACACCUCACGGUACAUCAGAGGACACACACAGGGGAGAAACCCUAUAAAUGUAAGGAAUGUGGGAAAUUCUUUUCUAGAAAUUCACACCUCAAAACUCAUCAGAGAACUCACACAGGAGAGAAACCCUAUGAAUGUAAGGAGUGUGGGAAGUGUUUCUACCAGAAGUCAGCCCUCACAGUGCACCAGCGAACUCACACAGGGGAGAAGCCCUUUGAAUGUAAUAAAUGUGGAAAAAACUUUUACUAUAAAUCAGACCUCACUAAACACCAGAGAAAACACACAGGGGAGAAGCCUUAUGAAUGUCAAGAAUGCGGUAAAUCCUUCUCUGUGAAUUCAGUCCUCAGAUUACAUCAAAGGACUCACACAGGAGAGAAACCCUAUGAAUGUAAGGAGUGUGGGAAAUCCUUCUCUCAGAAGUCACAUUUUAUCAUACAUCAGAGAAAACACACAGGGGAGAAACCCUAUGAAUGUCAGGAGUGUAGGAAAACUUUUAUCCAGAAAUCAAAACUCACUGCCCAUCAGAAGACACACACAGAGGAAAAAAGCUUAUAAACAGCAUGAAUUGGGAACUUUUUUCUGAGUUCAUCCUUCAGAAUAAUCAGAUAAUUCACACAAGACCAAAAAACUUAGGAAUAUCAUCUAUAUGGGAACGUUUUAGUCAUAAGAGUGUUUCUUGACAGCAAAUACACAAAAAUUCUUUGAAUCUAGAAGGAAGAAAUUUUUACCAUAUGUUAGACUUUAGUGUCAGACACUCUACAAAUUGUAAAGCGUGAGAGAGACCAUUCUUUUAGAAGUCACAGUAUACUGUACAACACAGAAAUCACAUGAGAGAAGAACAAAUAAAAAAAAAAGAAGGUCAGGAACUUUCUGGUCAGGGCAGCCAUCACUAGAUAUCCCAAAGCUCACGUGAAUGAGAGCCUCCUAUCCGUGUCCAUCCUGAGCUUCAGAAAUACUUUACAGGUGGACUCCAAAUGCUCAAAGGGGUGACUAGACGUCGAAACAGAUCCAGAAGCCCUUCUUGAGAAGUGACGUCUCUGUGACCUUCAGAUGAGCGAUGCCAGGAUAGAACCAUCGCAGACAUCUCCAAUACGUCAGUUUCCUGACAAAAACUCAGUAUCUGUAUUGGGUGAGAGUGACAGUUACGCCAGAAGUCAUGUUGCAGUGACUGGAUUGUGAGGGUUGGGUUAUUUUUUUCUUUGAAGAAACCUGCAAAUGUCUAGAUAGAUAGAUAGAUGAAGCUUUUUAAAAAGCACAAACCCAUUGAGAAGCCAGGUGACAUCCUUAAACUCAUGUGAAAAGUCCUUGAGUGGAGCUGACGUGUGUCCGCGUGCUGCUAGGCCGAUCACAGAUGUCUGUGCGUACACGGAUCCCAUCCGUAAGUGUACACAGGAAAAUCCGUAACCUCAGCUCCGCAGCUCUCACGUGCGUGAGGAGAUCCCACGUCAACCCUCAGCAUCGACUCCUGUUGUUCCAGUGUAUAUUUUAAGUGUACUGUUCUUUUAAAAUUUAAUGCAUCUCUACUUCCUGGCAUUUUUAAGUGAAUUCAGAUGUUCCUGAACUGAUCCUUCAGAAAGAAGCUAAAAGUCUUUUUGUAAAAUUCUCCAGUUGUCUCGUGGUCAGCCAAAUUUUGCAUUAGGGACACAUUUAUUCCUAAGAAAAGACUGCGUUUAUUUUA